ACGCAAAUUCAAAACACGAACGCAAAUUCAAAACACGAACGCAAAUUCAAAACACUAACGCAAAACUAACAACUUGAAUGCGGAGAAAAAGGAAGUACAGACUGGUACAGACAUACCCUGUCAGUAAAAGGAGGGCUAUUUUCGCUGAGUGGAAGCAUUAGCGCCAUGACAAACACGUGGUUCUUCCAAUCUGGCUUGUAUCAAAUUUGCAAAUAAGAUGUUUUGUCCAUCGUGCGGAAACCUAUGUGUUAACAGCAAUGCAAAUUUUUGCAAUUCCUGUGGCUCAGCAUUAAAAGACGGAAAUCUUACAAAGCCCAAGGAAAUGUCAAAUAAUGCAAGUGGUGGCUUAAAAACUUUAAAUUUUGAAGAAUUUCUGAAGAGAGGAUCAAGCAGAGAAACUAAAGACCAAGAACAAAGUCAACAAACCUUUAACGAAAUGAAAAAAAGAAAAUCAGAUGAAAAAACGAAAUCAUUAAAAAAAAAGAAGGAAGAAAUUGUAAAGAUAAAUAUUGGGUUGGUAGAAUGUGGAGUAGCAAGGCAUCUAAAAGUCAAAAGAGGUUCUCUUCUACCUCUCGAUAUGAAAAAAAAUGAUUCCAGUUGUAAAGUGAAGAGUUUGGGGAUGGACAAGCAGUUGGCUCAUAAUAAACACCUGAGGGAUUCUGGUGACUUUGAUUGUGUUCUGAUGUACCCAGACUUUGAUCUGGUUAACACUAUUCCAGGAACUUCACAGCCAUUUACAGUUGAGAGAUAUAAGGAAGCAAUUGGAAGGCCUUAUAAUCGAGUCAACUUGCACUUGUGCAAGGUCUCUGACUUUGAAAUUGCCAAUGAUAUUGAGAUACUGAAGAUGAAUCUCUGGGUAAUUAUUAAUUUAGUGUGUAUCUCUGAAACCCAAGCGAGUAUCUUCGCCACCAAAGCAAGUAUCUCUGAUGCCCAAGAAAGUACCUCUGGCACCCAAUCAAGUGACUGUGGAACCCAAGCGAGCAUCUCCACCACCAAAGCAAGUACCUCUGAUGACCAAGAAAGUACCUCUGGCAACCAAGCAACUACCUUUAUCAACCAGGCAACUGAAACAAAUAUCACUGAAAAUUUUUUAUUUCCAGAAGAUAUAUUUGAAGAUAUAUUAGUUGAAACAGAAAACGUCAACAACACUGAGGUCAUAUCCCUGACAUCGUUGGAAGAAAUGGAAAAUGAGGUCUUGGUUAUCCAUAGAACUCAAGUAAACAAUAAUUUCCUUCACUAUUUUGCUAAGUAA
Dendronephthya gigantea is the source of this 1252-nucleotide messenger RNA. RefSeq lists its product as uncharacterized. The transcript has 6 exons. The record is from RefSeq and is a predicted model, not a curated record. The coding region runs from base 218 to 1252 and encodes 344 amino acids. NCBI's taxonomy places the organism in Eukaryota, Metazoa, Cnidaria, Anthozoa, Malacalcyonacea, Nephtheidae.